Andrographis paniculata is the source of this 888-nucleotide messenger RNA. RefSeq lists its product as uncharacterized. The transcript has a single exon. Lineage: Eukaryota; Viridiplantae; Streptophyta; Magnoliopsida; Lamiales; Acanthaceae. The coding region runs from base 1 to 888 and encodes 295 amino acids. The record is from RefSeq and is a predicted model, not a curated record.
AUGGUAGAACCUUCUAGAACGUCCGCGCAAGCUCCAGUAGAAGAUCCGGGACCAAAUGACCCUACCAACAAUUUCGUCACGUGCAUUCAUCAAGUCAGGGUAGAGGAGAUUUUCUGCCAUGUAACGGUAACUUGGGCAAAGACAAUGAUCAGCCAUACUCUAUACAUAACGGUCGAAAAUCCAACCGGCGGCUCCGCCACCACCUCCACCGCCACCGGCGCCGGCAAUGAGGAGGAGGAGAAUCACUACACCUGCAAAAUUGAUCUAAAAACAUGGCAAUUUUGGGGGAAGAAAGGCCUAAAGACGUUCCGAGUCGCGGAGAAGCGCUUCGAUGUAUUUUGGGAUUUACGGGCGGCGAAAUUCAGCUCGCGACCCGAGCCGGACUCCAGCUACUACGUGGCGAUGGUGUCAUCGGGGGAGAUGGUUUUGUUGCUCGGCGAUCAACGGGACGAGGCGGUGAAGAGGACGAAGUCGAGAAUUUGUUUGGAGGGGACGAUGUUGGUGCACAAGAAGGAGAUUGUGUAUGCGAAGAAGUGUUUUUGCACGAAAAUGGCAUUGGGACGGAACGGCGAGCAUAGCAUAAUGAUUGAGGCUUCUUUGACGGGACCGUGCGAUCCGGAGAUGUGGAUCGUCGUGGACGGGAGGGAGUCGAUUCGGGUUCCCAAUUUGCAUUGGAGGUUUAGGGGGAACGACACGAUCAUCAUCGAUGAGAUCCCGGUGCAAAUCUUGUGGGACGUGCACGGUUGGCUUUAUAACAACGGGAGCAACGACGGCGUCGGGAUUUUUGCAUUUAGGAGAGUUCCGGAGGAUGAAGGGAAUGGUUCGUCGGAAGAGGAGGCGGCCGCGCUCGUCGAGUUUUGUCACUUUGUGUAUGCUUGUAGGAUCUGA